CUUUUAGUUUAAAAUAUAUAGUAUGCUAACUGAUUUAAAUAGUUCCAGCUUAAUUUUAAAUUCCAGAUACGUGUCAACUAUGUAUUGGUUAUUCAACAUAUUCACAUUAAUACUGAUUAUUCAAACAUAUGCUGAUGAUAACAACGAAAAUUGUACUUUAAAACAAUCAAAAUUGGCAUUACAAAAGUGCAUGGUGUUGUAUGAUAUUUCAAUUGAAAAUGAAAAUAGUAAUUUAUUAGAAGCUAAAUUGGAAAAAUUAUCAUGCUUACUUCUUAAAAUGAAGAACAAAAAAGAAGCUAUAAAAUUAACAAGAUUAGAAAUAAUCAAAGUUGCCUGUAAAAAUAGACUUAGUAACAUUAAUUAUGAAAAAUGCACAUCUUUGAUGAAUGAAUGUAGUCACAGAUUUUUUGAUAUAAUAAUAAAUUAUGCUAAUUAUGACUACGAUGAAAUAUUAUUGAAUACAAUUGGUAAUAUAACAAAUAAAGAAGGCAAAUUAUUACAGAUAUGUGAAAAAAAAGUUGAUCUAACUAAAGAGGAAAUGGAUAUUGAUACAUUAUUUGAUAAACGUUCAAAGCUAAGUAAAUGUUUGUACGAAAAUUUUCAUUUGCGAUCAUACGAUGUAUAUGAAGAUUUGAUUCAAGAUAUUUCAAAUUAUAUAUGUUUAAUAUUAAAAUUAAAAAACAAAAAACAAGCCAAACAGGAUGUACAAAAGGGAAUAUUUAAUAUUAUAUUUCAAAUAAAACAAUUGAAAGAAAACGUUAAAGGCAAUGACCUUAUCAGUUGUAAAAUGCAAAUAGAAAAAUGUGUCAAGCUUUUUAGGAAGGAUUUAUUGGGUAUUCAUAAAUUUUAUUCUCGACCUAUGAAUUAUUUUGUAGAUGAACUAGGUGAUAUCAUUAACUCACGAGAAGAAAAAGUUUUGAUCUGCCAUCAAUAAAAACUUUAAAUAAAAAAUUAACAGGGAUCUUAUUAAUUUACCGUAAAUAAAUUAUAACUUUUAAAACCAGAAAAAUUUUUUUUUUUUUUUAAGGGAAUUCUAUAAAAUACUAUUGAAUGUAAAUGUUGUACACUAAUACAUAUUAAGAUGAAACGAUUUAAAAUUCUACGUCGCAAUAGGUUAGAAAAAUUGUGUUACUGUAAAAAUGUACAGAUAUGAAUCUGUAGAUAUUGUUUAAUUUUUAAAAGGAAUUGUUGGAUUAUUCAAAAAACAUCAUCAACUUCUAUUUCCUUAUAUACUGAACCUCUGCAAAAGUGUAUAUAUGUAUAAGUGUAUAACUUUACUAAAUGAUUAUAACGUUUUACAUCGCA
Messenger RNA from Daktulosphaira vitifoliae (grape phylloxera), 1305 nucleotides. RefSeq lists its product as uncharacterized. The coding region runs from base 23 to 934 and encodes 303 amino acids. NCBI's taxonomy places the organism in Eukaryota, Metazoa, Arthropoda, Insecta, Hemiptera, Phylloxeridae. The record is from RefSeq and is a predicted model, not a curated record. The transcript has 5 exons.